Molecule: messenger RNA, 531 nt
Organism: Hypoxylon fragiforme
Lineage: Eukaryota; Fungi; Ascomycota; Sordariomycetes; Xylariales; Hypoxylaceae
Exons: 3
Coding region: 1-531 (176 amino acids)
Source: RefSeq, a predicted model, not a curated record
AUGUUCGGAAAGACACGCAUUCCACCCUACACCCCGCCGGCAGACGUAGUCCGUCGUCAAUAUGUAGAACAAGAUGAUGGCCGCUUAGUCUGGUUCUGGUACACUAAGGAGGGCGUCAUCGUUAAAUGGGCCGUGUUCUUCGGCCUCGCAGUUCUGUUUACUCUCUAUGUCGUCCUUGGCCGCCAGCACGCCAAGAAGCGUGUUCGCAGAGGCUUAAAGCCACUUGCUUAUCACAACUGGCUACUUUCCCGCCAUGAAAAAGCUGGCGUUGACCCCCGAUACGCCUGGCCGCAAGCUUCGUAUGCCAACUAUCAAAAUGGCGCGCAGUACGGGCAGGGGGCAAACGGCAUGUAUCCUAUGCCACCCCCUGUUUAUGACCCGAACAACAGGCCGCCGAUGUACGAAGGUGGUGUUCCUCCCAUGGGUGGCUCCAAGGUCGAUCCCGUCCAGACCGGCAUUGAGCCCGCUCGACAACCAGACAACGACUACGCGCCACCACCUGGACCGCCGCCAUCUGCUGCGCAGAGAUGA